UAUUUACAUAGUCUCCUAUCUCUUCUGACUUCGCCGACUCUACAUUAUAUCUAGGCUCUCUCGACUUUGACUAUAUGUUUUGUUGGGUAUGAUAUUCUUAUAUUUAAAGCUAUUCUAAUAACUCUUUAAAUUCUAUUACUUUGUUAGAUUUACUAUCCAAGACUCAAGGCCCCGGAUAUACUCCAAUGACUAUCACAGCAGACGACAUCGCUGAAUUGGUACAAAAACAUUACAAUUCUCUUCCAGCAAAGAGGAAACCACUCUUCAGAGGCAAUGGAUUACGCGAGUGGGUGCCUCUGGCUGGAAUAGUAGCUCAAGGAAAACAUGGUGAACUCAAGUGUCUAGCCCUCGCGUAGGUCAGCCUCUCAGAAUCUCACGGUCCCUAAACACGUUCACCUGGGCGAUAGCAGAAGCCCCUAAGAUCUGACAUGGCGCCGGUCUAGGACAGGCAUGAAAUGCCUCCCCAUGUCCAAAGUAUCGCAAGCACAGGGGAACGUGCUGCACGACUGGCAUGCGGAAGUGCUGGCUAUACGGACAUUUAAUCGCUUCGUACUUGACGAGUGUAAAGCACUGGCUCAAGGGCACUCGUCUGAGUUUCUACGAUGGAGGACUACCGAUGAGAUAGCUUCGAGUUGUUGUGAUGAUCCUCAAGUAGGGGAAUUAGAAGGACAAGGAAGUGAAUGGUGUGGACAGCCUUUCGCUUGGAGGGAGGAUAUCCUCCUACAUAUGUACUGUUCUGAAGCACCUUGUGGCGAUGCAAGCAUGGAGCUGAUAAUGGCGGCUCAAGAAGACGCCACGCCAUGGGAACUACCAUCAGUAAAUCUCGCCGGCCCCCUUUCCACUACUGAUCCCUCAACCUCCCUACCCGGCCGCGCCUACUUCUCCCAACUAGGCGUCGUCCGGCGGAAACCUGCCCGUUCGGAUGCGCCGCCUACGCUGUCCAAGUCGUGCUCCGAUAAACUAGCUUUACGGCAAUGUGUCUCGCUGCUCUCGUCUACAACCGCACUCCUAGUCGACCCGCGCCACGUCUACAUACACACCCUAGUCAUGCCGGAAUCCCGGUACUCCGAGUCAGCAUGUCGCCGCUCGUUCUCCUCCUCUCCUAUAGACGGACGUAUGAGAAGCAUGGGAUCGGCGGGAAAACGAGAAAAACUAAAAGGAGAAGGAGAAUCUCCUUACACUUUCCGCCCCUUCGCCAUCAAAACAACGACAUACGAAUUCGCCUUUUCCCAGCGGACCGUAACCCAAGCUGCCACCAGAAGCUUCAACCAAGAUGUCACCACCAACGAGCAGAAGAAACCAACUGGGCAGAAAGUAUCAGCCAGCAACAUCUCGGCAGCUUGGACGCGCUCCGGCCUCGAGGAAACGACGUUAGGCGGCAUCCUACAGGGACGGAAACAAUCCUCAGUCGACGCACGAGGGGCCAGCUUCGCUUCGAGGCGGAGGAUAUGGGGACUUGCUGUUGAGGUAACCGAUUUACUUUUACUACGAGCGGGACAGGGGAAAGAGGUAGAACCUGUGAAUACUUCCGCUAUUGCUGAUAUACGAAAGGCGCUUACGGCAGAGACGUACGGCGAGAUGAAGGGCUGUGCAUUACUAGAGCCUCGAAGGCGAGCCAAAGACAAAGCUAGAGCGGAAGCACUAAAAGGAUGGGUAAGGAAUCUAGGCGAUGAAACCUUCAACCUGUAAUUAUAGUAGGUAGGUAGGUUAGUUCAUAUAUAUCCUACUCAAAAGCACAAUAUGCACACGCAAGGCGGUCAAUAAAC
Molecule: messenger RNA, 1766 nt
Organism: Daldinia decipiens
Lineage: Eukaryota; Fungi; Ascomycota; Sordariomycetes; Xylariales; Hypoxylaceae
Product: adenosine deaminase/editase
Exons: 2
Coding region: 451-1689 (412 amino acids)
Biological process (GO): tRNA wobble adenosine to inosine editing
Molecular function (GO): RNA binding; tRNA-specific adenosine-37 deaminase activity
Source: RefSeq, a predicted model, not a curated record